Messenger RNA from Lacerta agilis (Sand lizard), 2190 nucleotides. Its product is annotated as glypican-5-like. The record is from RefSeq and is a predicted model, not a curated record. Gene Ontology annotation, cellular component: cell surface; extracellular region; plasma membrane. The transcript is spliced from 9 exons. Lineage: Eukaryota; Metazoa; Chordata; Lepidosauria; Squamata; Lacertidae. The coding region runs from base 94 to 1926 and encodes 610 amino acids. Gene Ontology annotation, biological process: positive regulation of canonical Wnt signaling pathway; regulation of protein localization to membrane; cell migration.
CCACACUUCCCUUGUGUUUGUUCUGAUUGACUUUUUCUGGGGACGUGCUGGGCGUCCCUGGCUUUAUCUCCGUCUCUGGUGGGGAAUGUGGAAAUGGCCGGUGACAGGAGCCAUGGGGUCUUCUUGUGCCGGCGACGCUUCGGGCUCCUGCUGCUGGCGACGGCGGCGGCCGGACUGUGCGGCGGGGUCUCCGGAGUGAAGAAUCCCAGCUGCCACGAAGUGAGGACGGCGUUUCAGAUCCGCCAGAUCGGCCCCCUCAAGCUGGUGCCCGAUGUUCCCACAGCCGAUUCCAACUUACAGAUCUGCCAGCACAAAGUGCAAACAUGUUGCACUAGAAAGAUGGAAGAAAGCUAUCAAGCAGCAGUUCGGAGAGAAAGGAUGGAGAACAUCCAGACUCUAAAUUUUGAACUGAAAUAUAUGAUUGUCGGUCACAUCACAGCUUUCCAAGCGGCCUUUGAGUCCUUGCUUCGCUUUGCUGAGAACCAUACGACUUCUCUGUUUGAGACUGUCUACAGAUCCAUGUCAAAGGAAGCAGCAGAGCCUGUCAAAGAGCUCUUUACAGACAUCUCUCUCUACCUCUUGGGCGCUCAGACUACAGUGGAAAGUGUCCUUUUCCGGUUCUUCGACAGCCUCUUCCCUUUGGUUUACAGCCGCCUAAUCAACCCAGGCAUGGCGAGUCUGUCAGAGGAGUAUACAGAGUGCCUGCGGCUAACGCGGCAAGAUAUAAAUCCAUUUGGACUCUGUUCUAAAGAAACAGUUACAAAGUUGGAAAAGUCUCUUUGGGCAAGCAGGACAUUCAAUCAGGCCCUGGGUUUAGGCAUUGAAGUGCUGAAUGCUACUGAACAUGCCACGUUGACAAAGGAAUGCAGCAGAGCCCUAGUGAAGAUGCAGUACUGCCCACAUUGCCAAGGUCUGACUCUGAUCAGACCCUGUGAAGGAUAUUGUCUCAAUGUCAUGAGGGGCUGUUUUGCCAGCAUAUCUGAACUGGACUCUCAGUGGAGGGAAUAUAUCUAUACCCUGGAGUAUCUCACUAACGAAAUGGCUGGAUCGCAUGAUCUAGAAGCUGCACUUUUGGGUAUCCGGAAUUCAAUCAAUGACGCCAUUUUGCAUGCCCAGCUGAAUGGACCCCACCUGUCUGCAACUGUAGAUAAAGUGUGUGGACAGCCUGAAGAAAAAGAAGUGAAACCUUUACCAGACAACAUAGUUCAAGCAAAGGAAGUAACUGAGACACAGGCUCUGACAAUGACACACUCAAAUACUCUAAGCAAUAAAAGGAGUUCUCUGCCUCUGAAAGCUUCAAAGAAUGACAAAUCCAGAAGUUUGAAAAAAAUGGCCCGGGAAUUCAUCAACUACAUGAAACGAUCCAGAACACUCUAUGCCUCUUUAACUGAAAGACUCUGUGAUGGUGAUCUUGUGAUGAAAGACAGUUCGACUUGCUGGAACGGAGAGGAUGUUGUAGAAAGUUAUACAAGCAGAGUGGUAACCAAUGGGAUGAAGGCACAAAUUAAUAACCCAGAAUUGAAAGUCAGAGGAAUGGACCCACACGUCAGUAACUUAAUUGCUAAACUGCAACAAUUUAAUCAGGGGGCAACUGAGAAAACAAACUUAAAGUCAGAAAGAAUGGCUAUCAGGGAUGGCGGCAGUGGGAAUGGAAUGAAUGAAGAGGUGGGAUCCAGCGGAGAAUGUGAUGAUGAGGACGGAUGUCAAGGAUCUGGUGAGAGGAGCCUCACGAAAGAUGUUCUUGGAGCUGGUCCAGAAGACAGGAAUGAACCGAAGCCAACUGUGAGAAAGGUGGACACCACAACCAUAGCUUCUGUAAAAUCAUCUCCUAAACAUAAAGUGGACAGCAAUAUGGGAAACAGAGCUUCAAGUUCCCUGCUCUUUAUUAUUACAGCCCUUGCAGUUUUGUGGCACUCUUUGUUGUAGCUGCAUUAUGCGGCGGUAACUGUGCAGUUUCUGCCCACUGUCAUUUAUACCUACAGCCUUAUCCAAGUAAAAACCAAGUUUAAUGGCUCUCUCAAUGGUGCACUCUAGCAUUAUGUGGUAUGUUAGUGUAAGUACUAAACAUUAGUCUGGGACUGGUUAACAGCAAGCAUCUCCGUAGCUGUCGGUAUCUGGAGAUGGCUCUUGAUAACAUCUCAUCUACUCAAGAUGUAAAAAAAAUAAAAAUAAAAGGAUGAAGACGGGAAA